Malus domestica (apple) is the source of this 2059-nucleotide messenger RNA. RefSeq names its product probable receptor-like protein kinase At5g20050. Lineage: Eukaryota; Viridiplantae; Streptophyta; Magnoliopsida; Rosales; Rosaceae. Gene Ontology annotation, biological process: protein phosphorylation. The record is from RefSeq and is a predicted model, not a curated record. Gene Ontology annotation, molecular function: protein kinase activity; ATP binding.
CUAGCUAAACAUGUUUAACGAAGGGCGGUGUUUCAUCAAGUCGUGUAAGCAAUGCGGAUUCAUGAAUGUUUGCCCAAAAGGUUGACGAGUAAAAGUUAAGGUCAUUCUUAGCAUUAUAAUGGGAUAUUAUAGGUGUGAAUGGCCAUUUGAUUUCAGAAAGAGAUUUAAUUUUCUGCAGAAAAUAUAUAUUUCUAAAUAAUUGACCAGAUAAAGGGCGCCCCAAACUUGCGAGGGUCAGGACAAUAUUUAUCGUACGCAGUCUUACCCUUACUUUGCAAAGAGACUGUUUCCAUGACUCGAACAUGUGACAUUUCAGGUACAAAAGAGCAACAUUUCUGUUGCGCCAAGACUCGCUCAAAAUCGAACAGAUAAAACCCUUAUAAUAUUAGAUUUACGAUUAAUAUCAAUUAUUAAACAAAAUAUUAGGUGACUUCUUAUUAAAUAAUGAAUUGUUCAAAAGUAUAAAACUAUGGUGGUUGUUCACAAAAAGAUUAUGAAUCAUGUCAAAAGCUCAGAAGCUCCUUCUCUCUCUCUUUAUCCGAAAACAAGGAUGAAGCUUUUGCAAUGAAGGACAGAAAAGCUAACAUAGUAGCUUCAUCGUCGAUCAUCGCGCUCGUUGUUUUUAUACUCGUUGCGCGAAUCACUCUCAAACUUUCGCCAACUUUCUUCCUCAUUUGCGGGGCAGGUGUUGCUGUGAUCCUUGCUGUGUUUGUAUGGCUAGCGAUCAGACACCAUUACAAUUGCCGGAGAAAGCUCUUGGAAUCAAAAUACGCGUCAGAAGGAAAGGAACUUCGCAUGGAGUAUAGUUUUCUUCGAAAAGUUGCGGGGGUUCCCACGAAGUUUAGGUACAAGGAGAUAGAGGAUGCAACAGAUCAUUUCAAGGCAUUGCUUGGGAAAGGGGCUUCAGCUUCUGUUUACAAAGGGAUCCUAAGUGAUGGGACUCAAGUGGCAGUGAAAAAGCUCGAUGUAGAGGAGCGCGGCGAGAGGGAGUUCAGGUCAGAAGUUGCGGCGAUUACAAGCCUGCAACAUAUCAAUCUUGUGCGCCUUCUCGGGUAUUGUUGUGUUCCUGCAGGACCACGAUUCUUGGUUUAUGAUUUCAUCCCAAAUGGAUCGUUGGAUUCUUGGAUUUUCUCUCAGAAGGGAAGGCCUAAUCGACGUGGGGGGUGCUUGCCUUGGGACACAAGGUACAGGGUUGCAGUUGACGUUGCUAGAGCGCUUUCUUACCUGCAUCGUGAUUGCAGGUCAAGGAUUUUGCACCUUGAUGUGAAGCCAGAGAACAUCCUUUUGGACGAGAAUUACAGAGCAAUUGUCGCGGAUUUUGGCCUUUCGAAGUUAAUGGGAAAAGACGAGAGUAGAAUCAUGAUCACGAUUCGGGGGACCAGGGGCUACUUGGCUCCUGAGUGGCUCUUGGAGCAUGGAAUUUCCGAAAAAACAGAUGUGUACAGUUACGGAAUGGUGCUUCUUGAGAUGAUCGGAGGGCGGAGAAACAUUAGCUUCGUCGAAAAGGGCAAUGCCACCAACAAGUCCCAGAGGAAAGGGGAGUAUUUUCCCAAAAUUGUGAUCGAGAAAAUGGGAGAAGGUAAGCUUAUGGAAGUUGUUGAUCAAAGGCUGAUCGAAAGUGGACGCGUUGACGAAAGGGAGGUAAAAAAACUUGUUCAUAUAGCUCUAUGGUGCGUACAAGAGAGGGCUAGGCUUAGGCCUACCAUGUCACAUGUGGUGGAGAUGCUUGAGGGCCGGACGCCCGUGGAGGAGCCUCCCGACACCCAAAUGGUGGUUGUUGAUUUUUUGGCGAUGGACGACGAGACGAAUGACGGCAACAAGAGGGCAAAGAUUGGUAGUGCAGCCUUGGCAACACAAGAAGUAGAGAGCAAUGAUGCAUCCACAUCAACAUGUUCAUAUGGAAAUGCAAUGUCCAUGAUAGCCCCAAGAUAGACCCAUGAACAUGAUUGAUUGGUUGCUUCUUAAUUUGUGGAUAUUCAAAUUCAUAUCUCAUCCCUUCAUGAAUAAUAUUUAUUGUAUUGUCCUUUGAAAUCCUUUGAAAAUUAUUGUGACAUGUAAC